UUCCCCACCCCCACCGGCGGAGGAAGUCCGAGUCAAGUGUUGUUUUUCUUCGGUUUGUUCACAUAGUCCCGCGAGACAUCAUCCAUGGAUAAAAGGCAAGAAAAGAUGAAGAGGAGCGUGUCUGAGAAGUCGAUGCUGAUGCAGAGGCAUAAGAAGAAGAAUAGCGGUGAUGAUCAGAGCAUGAACAAGAACAGGUUUCUGGUAACUGUCAAUGUCCUUGGAAGUGCGGGACCGAUAAGGUUCGUGGUGAAGGAGGAUGAUCUGGUCUCCGGGGUGAUUCAGACUGCCUUGAAGACUUAUGCCCGCGAAGGCCGCCUUCCGGUUCUCGGCACCGAAGUGAACAACUUUGUUCUCCAUGCUGCUGCAGAUUCAGAUGUUUUUCAAUCGUCAGCCUUGAACCCAUCGGAAGCCAUAGGAUCUCGGGGAGGAAGGAACUUCGUGCUGUGCAAGAAGCAGAUUCAGCCACAGAUGACGGAAGCCAGGUCCGAGAUGAUAUCGCACAAGAGAAGCGGGAGUUGGAAGGCAUGGUUCAACAAGAGCUUUAGUUUCAAAAUACUGUCCCAUUGAGAUGUCCCUCCCUGUACCUUGUAUGUCCUAUGUCCCUCAGUCAGAUUGUCCUAAACUUAAAUCAUAAUGUCUCCGCGGUCGUCAGACAAAUAAAUCACUGAUGUCCUAAUGUCAUAGGCAGCAGCAGCAGCUGAGGCACAUGAACUGUUAGGAAAACGCAUCCCAGUUUCAUGCUUGUAAUCGAUAUGGACACCACAUAUGGCAUGUAUGUUUGCUUUUUCCAUCA
This is a messenger RNA of Rhodamnia argentea, 793 nucleotides long. RefSeq lists its product as uncharacterized. Bases 85 to 567 code for a protein of 160 amino acids. Lineage: Eukaryota; Viridiplantae; Streptophyta; Magnoliopsida; Myrtales; Myrtaceae. The transcript is spliced from 2 exons. The record is from RefSeq and is a predicted model, not a curated record.